AUGGCGUUCGCAAAGCUUUCGAACGAGCUGGUCGAGCUUGUCUUCCGGCACGCGCCCGAUGGACCGUCUUAUCGCUCCGACCGCUCGACUUUGCAGGCGCUGAGCCGCGUUUGCUCCCGUUUCCGCCCCAUCGCGCGGAGGCUCCUCUUCGCCCGCAUUGUCGUAGGCACGCCAAAGGAAGGCCAGCUUCUCCUGCAGACCCUCGCUCGCAACCGCGACCUCGCAGCCUGCGUGCGGUCCUUGACGAUUCGCGAAGGCGCCUUUACGCGGAUGACGACUUUCUCCGACAUCUCGCAAGACGACCUGCUUCGGCUCUGCCCGAACCUCGUCCACUUCGACUCGCCUGUCUCGUCGUGGAACGAAACCGCCGAUGGUCGCGCUCCCUUGCCGGCUUGGACAGCGAGUCUGACGUCUCUGCGCUUCGGACGGAUCCCCGAAUUCGAGUUCGAGAGCGAGGACGACUUCAGCGACAUGAGUGCGGCAGACCGGCAGCUUCUCCUCAAAAUCUCCGGUGUGGAGCACUUCGCCAGUGUCUGGAGCGGAGGCUCGAAUUCGCAACAUCUGAAGCACCUCGAGCGCCUCGAACUGGACUUCGUGACCGUCCCUUUCGAAGUGAUCGACUGGCUCACCAGCUCCUGCCGUCUCGUCGAGCUCAAGAUCUGGAUUGUCACCGACCCGUCGUCCGGUUCGCUCGAGAAGAUUGUCAAGGCGCAGGCAGGGAGCCUGCGGUCCUUCCACUUCAAGCCUGUCCACCGGUCGCAGGCUGCCUUCCUCAACGACGUCCUGCCACUCCUCACCAACCUCGAACGCGUUACGCUCGGUAACCACGCCUGCGACCAUACCGUCUGGGCCAAGCUGCCGCGCAGCCUCACCCAUCUUUGCGUCGCGCUUCCGAACAGCCACAUCGAUGCCCGCCUCAAGCUCGUCGCCGACAUGAUCACGAAGCGCCUCCGGAACCUGCAGCGCCUCGAGUUGUACUCGCACGUCUACUUCCCGCCGCCCAUCGAGGUCGUCUACCCUCCGAAUGAGUCGGGCCUCGCCAUUCGCGAGAUCCGCCUCUCACACAUCGUCACCACGACCGAGGAUAUGUCGAACUUCUUCCUCCAGCUCGCCCCCGGCCUCUACACGCUGACGCUACACUACGUCCGCUUCCGAGCCCAGGCGCCGUGGCCGCAAUUCAAGUCGCUCCGCCGACUCGAAUACGGCAAGCACACGAUUACGGAGAACGACGAGUUCUUCCACCUCAUUAAGGCGAGCGUCCACUCCGUCCGCAUGCACGUCGAAGCGGGCGGCCAAGUUCAGACGCUCCUCGAUGCGAUUGAGCGACGCUCGUCGCACAAGCUCGAGCCCUUGCGCACUCUCGAUAAUGUAUCAGGCGACUGGGCGUCGGGCAAGCUCUUCGACCAGCUGGUCUCGGCGUGUGCGAAGGCCGGCACGCAGCUGUACAUGAAUGGGAGGACGAUUGGGACGCUGGUCGGUAUGUGGACGGCGCUGCAGUCCCCGAUGUUGCGGGCCGAGUUCGUAUGA
Messenger RNA from Rhodotorula toruloides NP11, 1527 nucleotides. RefSeq lists its product as uncharacterized. The coding region runs from base 1 to 1527 and encodes 508 amino acids. The transcript is spliced from 4 exons. NCBI's taxonomy places the organism in Eukaryota, Fungi, Basidiomycota, Microbotryomycetes, Sporidiobolales, Sporidiobolaceae. The record is from RefSeq and is a predicted model, not a curated record.